CCAGGAUCACUGACCUCAUCGACCCCUCCUCCCCUCCACCUUGGCACCUGUAGUCAAAAUUAUUAUUAUUACCUCCUGUUGCCCUCUUCUUCAUACCUAUUAUUAUCAUUACCUUAUUGUUCUUACUCUCCCUCUCCAUUCUCCAUAGUUUCCCAUAACCUUGCUCCAUCCUCAAUUCUUGCUCCCUCUCCACAUCCUCUCUUCCCGUUCUUUUUCCUCCCCGAUCUCGAUUUCCCCGUCUUUGUCAAAGAACCCUUUCCGAUCUGAUACACAAUGUCGUCGCCUCUAGUGACCGAAGCUACGCGCAUUGCGCGCCAGUUUGACUUUUCUGCUGAGCAGAUCCAGAGUGGUGUCAAAGAGUACAUCAGAGAGAUGAGUGAGGGGCUCACCAAGGAGCACACGACACUCAGCCAAAUUCCUACCUAUGUCACUUCCGUACCGAACGGUACUGAAAAGGGCUUGUACCUUGCUGUCGAUCUUGGAGGCACCAACUUCCGGGUGUGCUCGAUCGAUCUUCACGGAGAUACCACAUUCAACCUCACACAGUCGAAGAUCAUGAUCCCUCGCGAACUGAUGGCUUCUGGUACUUCCAAGGAUCUUUUCCUGUUCCUAGCUCGCCAGAUCGAGGCGUUUCUGCGAAUCCACCAUAACGAACACUUUGAGGCUCAUCUGAGACGCCGUCGUGAGCCAAACCAUGAAGAGGAACUCUUCGACCUGGGCUUCACGUUCAGUUUCCCUGUGCGCCAGUUGGGGAUCAACAAAGGCACCCUCAUUCGCUGGACGAAGGGCUUCAACAUCCCCGACGCCGUCGGUCACGAUGUCUGCGCACUCCUGCAAAACGCCAUUGAUGAGCUGGACCUUCCCGUUCGCGUGGCCGCUCUGGUCAACGAUACCGUGGGUACUCUGAUGGCUCGUUCCUACACCUCUCCCGGCGAUACCUCAACUUUCAUUGGCGCCAUCUUUGGCACUGGCACCAAUGGUGCCUAUGUCGAGAAGCUCGACCGGAUCACCAAGCUGCGGACGAUUGAACAUUCUGAUUACGAGAAGUCAACCGGAGAGAUGAUCGUCAACGCUGAGUGGGGCAGUUUUGAUAACCACCUCAAUGUCUUGCCCAACACGAAAUGGGACAAGGAGUUGGAUGAAGACAGCAACAACCCGGGCAUCCAGAUGUUUGAAAAGCGUGUCUCGGGUAUGUUCUUGGGUGAGAUCCUGCGCCGGGCUCUUCUUGAUAUGCACAAGGACGAGGCCUUUGGUCUGUUCAAGCCCGAUCAAUCCUCGAAAGUUGUCACUCCGGAGAACUCGCCCCUGUACAGGCAAUGGGGCAUCGACACCAGCUUCCUCAGCUUGGUGGAGGCAGACAAGACCGAUAGGAUGGAAGAAGUCAAGGCUGCUCUGAAGGAUCACCUGAAGAUCGAGAACCCUAGCGACGCCGACUGCCAGGCCGUCAAAGUCCUGGUGCAUGCAAUUGGCAAGCGUGCUGCCCGCCUCAGCGCUGUGCCACUUGCUGCAAUCCUCAUCUCCACCGGUAAACUGGAGACGGAUGACAUGGUCGACAUCGGUGUGGAUGGAAGUCUGGUCGAGUUCUACCCUAACUUUGAGGGACACAUUCGCGAGGCUCUGCGGGAGGUCCCUGAAGUAGGUGCCGCUGGCGAGAAGAAGGUGCGCAUUGGCAUUUCCAAAGACGGCAGUGGAGUCGGUGCUGCCCUGAUCGCUCUUGUCGCCAGCAGGAAUGAAACUGGAUCUGGGUCGAAAUAGAAGUUUGGAAAGGGAAAAAUGAACCAAAAAAAAAAGAAAAAGGAAUAGAAUUCUAAUGCCGAAACGAAGUACUGUCUAUUCUGCGUUCUGCCGAUGGUCUUUGCAAUCUUUCCACACUUGACUGAAACGAAGCACCUGCUUGCAAUCUUGGUCAAGCACACUUCUUCACGCUGCCAGUCUUAGGCGGCAUCACCCGUGGCGGUUGGUCUAGGAUGUACAGGAAGCCCCCGCUUUCAAGAUCAAACCCGAAGUUCGCAUUCGGCGGGGGAAGCGAGCGGCCGAGCUCUCAUAUGCAUGGACUUCUUCAUCCUUGCAUUGAUCUGGUGUUGGGAGGCUAGGCUUGGACCUGGAGGUGUAUCAAUAUCGUCAUUUAGCGUGCGUUGUACUACCCAUA
This is a messenger RNA of Aspergillus novofumigatus IBT 16806, 2149 nucleotides long. RefSeq names its product glucokinase glkA (gene glkA). Gene Ontology annotation, biological process: intracellular glucose homeostasis; glycolytic process; glucose 6-phosphate metabolic process. Bases 274 to 1755 code for a protein of 493 amino acids. Gene Ontology annotation, cellular component: mitochondrion; cytosol. The record is from RefSeq and is a predicted model, not a curated record. Gene Ontology annotation, molecular function: mannokinase activity; ATP binding; fructokinase activity. Lineage: Eukaryota; Fungi; Ascomycota; Eurotiomycetes; Eurotiales; Aspergillaceae. The transcript has 2 exons.